Paramuricea clavata is the source of this 822-nucleotide messenger RNA. The record is from the annotation of a GenBank genome assembly. NCBI's taxonomy places the organism in Eukaryota, Metazoa, Cnidaria, Anthozoa, Malacalcyonacea, Plexauridae.
AUGAAUCCAUCGAUAAUUGGAAGAGUGCUGGCAAAUGAUAAGGAAAGGAUGUUGCGGUAAAUAACACUGUCAUUGCAUGAUUCGAAACUAUACACAGUGAACUGGUUUUUGAUAUUAGUCCUCUGCAGGUAUAUUAAUUUAGUAACAUUUUGUAUUUUUUGUCGUUUAGCAUAUUCUCUAGGUUUGUCUUUAUACCGUAUAAAAAAUUACAAACCAAAGAAGGGUCUCUUAAGAAAAGCUUGGCCCUUCAAGCGGCCAUGAAAGAAGUAAUGGCACAAGUGAUCCGUAGUGUCGGCGUCAUACUGCAGCUCAGGGAUGAUUUCACUGGGCGUCAAGAAGAUGAACUGUUCAAUGAGGUAGUUCAUUUCACAGAAGAACUAACAAUAAAUCUGCAGCCAAUUAUAUGAACUUGUUUGAUAUAUGAACUUGUUUGAUAUGUUCUCGGGGGUGAUGUCUGUUAACUUAUUUGGUGCUAUGUAUAUUUCUAUAUAGAUUGUUUACAUGCGAUGUCACAACUGAAAGGCCAUGCACGUGCUUAAUUAAAUUACUUGUCAAAUUUUCAAAUCCUCGUUGUUUGAGAAGAAACUUUUCUUUUUUUAUGAGAUCAUUGAGAAAACUGGAAUGAAGAACGAACUGUGACCUGUUCUCAAAUCGCACUUCACCGAUGUUGUAAUUCCGCACCACCGGAUGUUUACACUUCAGCAUAUUCAGCAGGAAGAAAACGCAACAUCCGAUGUCCAGUUCAAUGGGAAUGGCAAUAAAGACUUGAUGAUUGAAGUCAUUGAGGAAGUGUUAACAAAAGUCACUGAAGAUCCACAAUCU